AGUCACAGGAGAAGAUAAACAAGCUCAAUUGCCAUGGCGACAACUAAACAGAAAUCUAUUCUCUUCCUUUCUGCAUGUCGAUGAUCCACCAAUAAUCUGCUUUACCGUUGUACCAGAGUUAUGUCCCACUAAAGACUGGGUCGUUGGUUCCUGCGGGUUUAGAUAGUUCACAAGUGCGGGUAUAUGGGUCUCGCUGAGCCACGGGGCGGAGAGAUCCCGCAGACCAGCUAUGAGAUCGGCCUCAGGUACUCGCGACCUCCACCCUUCAAGGUGGAGGUGGUCGGCAAGGACGGACCCCUUCCCCCAAUUCUUCAGCGGGUCGCCCGUUCAGCUCCCGCGGCCCCGGGCACCACGUCGGGGACAGCGCACGCCGGGCGGCCCCAGGCCGGCUGGCAGGUCCAGACCCGUUACCCCAAGGCUCCCCCACACUGGACCUCCCACCGCAUCGCCCCCCUGGCCCAGCGGCUGAAGGAGUGCCCCUCCCUGCGCGUUCUGUCCGCUCCGCUCAGCGAGGCCCGGGAUCGAUACCGGGGGCUACAGGCACCGCACCCCCCAGUCCCACAGCACUAUGACACCCUGAGGAGCCUGUAUGAGCAGCUUGACUCGGCGCGGUGGUUGGUGGAGCCUCCUGUUAGCACGGCUCAUGCUAGCUUCCGGCGCUUCCAGCGCUCCGAACUCAGCGCUCCCUCCCGAUUGGACGUCCCACCUGCCUAUUCGCCCCACCCCGCCCGUGUCCGCGUGGCCCCCUCCCCCCCCCGCCGCGGCGCCCCUCACUUAGAGCCCUCGCCAUCCAUGCGCCCCCUCGCUGACCUCCUAUUGGCCGACAGCAGCGGCAGCGAAUACCGGAGCAGCUUCUCCCAGGCACAUCCCCGCGUCGACACCACCGUGUUGACCCCGGCCUCCUCCAAUCAGGAGGGCUCUGGAACCCAGGGGGCGGGACCUCCACAUCCGUCCGACGUCCGGUUGGCUGUCUUCGCCGUGCCCCAGAUGUACGCUACCGAGAGUGACGGCUAUGGCAGUGGGAGGCCGAGGGUAGUUUGAGGCUCAUGUAGCUGAUAAACGGGCUGUGUUUCAGCCGAACAUGAGUAGGCGUAGUUUGAUCUGGUCGUAUUUCAUCACGAGUAAAUGGUCCAGUAAAGACAACAUAAACCAACCUAAGAAUACCCUAUUGUUUCUUGAAUGAAAGUUUCCUCUUUCUCUAUUCAAGCAUCUUUAGGAAGUACUUACAGGUCUUAAGUAUGAUGUUGUUAAAACCAUGCAAAAAAAGUGACACCUAGAGGUAAAACGAUAUAUUACAAUAAAUGCAAUUGAAUGAAUUGAUGAAUUACCCUCAGUCUCAGUCUUUAUGGGGUCAGAGAAUUCAGUUCAAGGUGUGACUGUAAACUCAUGCAUUCUGCGGUCAAGAGAAAAGCAAAGAAGCGAGACAAGAUAGACACGGAUAGAAAAUUUUGGCAUAAGCUUUUAAUGUUUUUAUUAAGUUUUUAAUAUUUUCUUUUUAAAUUAGAUUUGCUUUUUCCCCGGUAGUUUUAUGUUUUUAUUCAUUAUUCUUCAGUGAUAUUUUUUUAUUCAUCCUAUCAGUAAAUGAGAGGAGUUGCUCAGGUAAAUCAGCAUUCACAGUCAAACCUUCAUACUUUUUAAAUAAUACAACUGUUUAUAAGUCUUUUUUCUUGGAUGCUGUUGAAUUGGUACAUUGUGUUAACCUCUUUUGUUCUUUACAUGUUUCAAAAAUAUAAAAGGUAAAUAAUAAACAUUCCUUUGAAAUAUA
Molecule: messenger RNA, 1765 nt
Organism: Gadus morhua (Atlantic cod)
Lineage: Eukaryota; Metazoa; Chordata; Actinopteri; Gadiformes; Gadidae
Gene: saxo3
Product: stabilizer of axonemal microtubules 3
Exons: 5
Coding region: 184-1041 (285 amino acids)
Source: RefSeq, a predicted model, not a curated record